Messenger RNA from Tachysurus fulvidraco (yellow catfish), 3449 nucleotides. Its product is annotated as interleukin-2 receptor subunit beta. Lineage: Eukaryota; Metazoa; Chordata; Actinopteri; Siluriformes; Bagridae. The transcript has 11 exons. The record is from RefSeq and is a predicted model, not a curated record. The coding region runs from base 696 to 2294 and encodes 532 amino acids. Gene Ontology annotation, cellular component: external side of plasma membrane; membrane. Gene Ontology annotation, molecular function: cytokine receptor activity; protein binding. Gene Ontology annotation, biological process: cytokine-mediated signaling pathway; immunoglobulin mediated immune response.
AGAGAGAGAGAGAGAGAGAGAGAGAGAGAGAGAGAGAGAGAGAGAUGGUCAGUUUCAGUUAAAAAAAAAAGUAGGUUGUGGUACAGUAGGUGUUAAGAUAUUGUUGGUAACCAAACCAAACACCAAUGCUCAGAAAUAUGAUCACCCAACAUCUAAGCAAGUCACCACAUAUAUCUGAUAGCCAUGAUGGAGAGAUAUCUGGUGAGGAAAUGAUGACAGAGGAAAUAGAAGAUAUAAAAAUAUAAAGAGAAUAAAACAGAGACUAUAAAGAGAGAGAGAGAGAGAGAGAGAGAGAGAGAGAGAGAGAGAGAGAGAGAGAGAGAGAGAGAGAGAGAGAAAUAGGGAGAUGUGUAAAGUACAAUAAAGAAAAAUUAAAUAUGUUAGUGGAAUUUUUUGGAAGAAGUUAAUUAGAGAUUAGGGAUAGAGAGAUUAAAAAAAGGAAGAAAGAAAGAUAAAGUAAUGACACGAGAGACGUGUAAGGAAGUCCCUGAUAAUUUCCUCUACAGUGAGUGAGAAACUGAUCAGUAGUCAGAGAAGCCACACUGAGCCACAGUCACACCAUGUGCGAGGAAGCCAUUGGCAUUUAAAUCCAUCAACAUUGGAAAAUCAUUAAUAAAAAUAAUCACAGUGAUAUGAGUACCAAGAAAACGUUCCUCUAUUUCUGAAAGGUGAUUUACCUGCAGAAUACCUCCAGAAUGAAGACAAAGAUGCUGAUUGGCCAGAUCCUGAUGCUCUCAACGAUGUCACUUAUACCUUCAAGCAAGGGCAGUGAAAAUCUGAAAUGCUACACUGAUGGCAUAAAUGUCAUUAACUGUACCUGGAACACUUCACUGGUGGAAGACAGAUUUCACAUAACACCAACCACUAACUGCUCCCUGAAAAGCAUAUUCAAUGAUUUCAGUUCAGUUCUUCAAACUCCCCAAAGUGACCUGAGGCCUCAGCAACAGCCGCAAUUACGUGAAGGGACUCUUACAUUUUCAAAAAAGUCUUUGAUUAUGGGGUCCCCAUUCGUCGAGCUGUAUGUGUGGUGUGAAAAUAUGCUUGAACCAGUGGAAGCAAUUAAGUUAUUUCACCCACCAAGUAAUGUUAAACUGUAUCCUCCGACGAGUCCACUUGUAGAAGGUGCGAAUGUCACUUGGCAGUGCGGCUCUCCUAAAUCUGAAUUUGUCAGGAAAGUGGUGUAUGAGGUGCAGUGGGGUUUGCUUGAGAACAUCUGGGAGAAGAGCCAGGUGGCAUCUACAGAAGUGGAGCACUGUGAGUUACCAGAAGACAGCCUAAUCUUAGGGAAGAAGUAUGUGGUCAGGGUUCGGUCUGUUCCUGCCAAUAAUGCACAAAUCUGGAGUGAUUGGAGUCCAUUCACUGAGUGGAAAUCCACUGUCGGUUUAAAGCCUCCACAUGAAAAGCCUACGAUACUGGGUUUCUUCAAUAUUUUAACCAGCCUUGGAAUAAUUAUAGCAGUUGCAGUCAUUUUACUGGCUUUCUUCUGCCUCCAGCGUCACAAGAGGAUAAUCAAAUGUCAUUAUGUACCCACGCCUGCAAAAUAUUUUGGAGAGCUUUUCUCAGACCAUGGAGGUGAAUUUAAGUCAUGGCUGGGUCCUACUGUGAAUGAUCUGUGUAUCAAGACUGAUUCAGAGUGCAUCUCACCUGUGACAAUCUACAAAGUCUGCAACACUGAUAUGCUAUACAAUAAGAUGGAACAAGAUGGCAAAAUAAAGGACUCCUCCAGUUUCUCCAACUCCAUUUAUUUCCUGUCCCAGAGCUCAAAAAGUGGCAUAGAAGAUCAGCUGGAGCCAUGUUCGGCAGAUUGCCCGUAUGGACCGGAAGGAGGUGGCAGUGUGCAAGAGAAUCUGCCAGCCACUCAUGAUAAUAGCAAUGACACUGAAUUGAAUGAGAUCACCAUGAGCUCGCCUUUGGAAACCUCCUCCACCUACAAGCAGCUGCAGAAGCUGCGGUUGGAAAUCCAGAGCCCGGACUCAGGGUUCGCCGGCAGCUCUAGUGAGCAAGAAAGCCAGGAGGAGUCUGGAAGUGAAGGACUACCCAGCCCACCCGUGGUGGACAACAAUCUGCCCAUUAGCUGCAACUUACUGUGCCCAGUGCCCCAGCUGAUAGGAGUCCCUCAUUUUGGAAUCCCACCUGGCCUGACAUUGAACCCUUGGAAUAACCAAACCUUCCCAAACCUGCCUCCGGAGAUCUCCAAAAACAUUUUGUUGGGAAAUUGUGGCAUCAUGGAUUGCUCUGGGAUACUGGAGCCCUCUAGUGAUGACUAUAUGCCUGUUAAGAAGGUUCAAGGUUGAUAAGGUGGUACAAGUGAUCACUUAACCCAGCAAAGAUGACAGGGACUCAGGGACGUGUGAUGAAAAAAACAUUUUAUAAACUUAAUAUGAUAAACAUAAUAUAUAAACAUAUUAUGUCAUAAUUUGCAUAACUGUAUGGUCAUUAUGAGCAAUGUUGAUGAUGAGCAAUGUUCUCAAAUUUCUGUAAUGCUGCAGGAACAGUACCUUACCUACCCGUGAUCUGUUUAAGAUCAAACCUACCUUCAGAGGAAAUAUUUGGUGAAAUAUUAAAUUCAUAAAGCCAAAGUCUCUGCAAUGACAGUACACCAUCACAUCAUCAAAACAGAGAAGAGCACUAAACUUAUAAUUCUAAGUGUCACAAUUUGACCAUAUGAAUGGUUUCCCAGGUUGUCAGAUGUUUAAAAAAAAAGAUCACAAAGUCAAACCUUGUCUCAAAACAUACUGAAACGUUACAUCACUUUGCAUACUGAACAUCACUUUGGUUUGACAUUUAUUUUGAGUGAGAAAGUCACUAUUUGUUAGCUAUAUUAGCUGUGUCACAUCAGUGUAAAACUAAUGCUGAAAAUUCUGGACACCAGUGUCUUGGCUUGCAGCCGCUUGUUUACCACAGCGGCUUGUCCAGUUAGCGAAACAGAGAUGUGGAUCAGCUAUAUCUAUCUCAGUACUAUUUAUGUAUCUAAAUGAAGCUGUUAUAUAGCAACAAUAUUACACUUUACUAUUUGAUAUAAAUUAUUUACAGUAUUGUUAAUGGCAACUACUAUUUUCAGGGUUAUUAUAUUAUGUUCUUGAUGGACUGGAAUUUAACAGUAUUUUUUUUUAUUUAUGUGUAAUGUCAUGUCAAUGCUUAUGUCAUUGUGGGACCCUAAACACCGACAGCCUUAAUGUUUAAUGAAAAGUCACUCACACUUUCCAUCACCUAAAUAUCACUGCCAAUGCUUAUUCAGUCUGUUUGUCAUUUAAAUGAGCUUCAGUAUUAUGGGACUCUAAAGACAAUGAUUGCAUAUAUGUGUGUGACACAGACAUUUGUGGUAUAUUGUGAUGUGUGCACAUGUGUACAGUACAUAUAUGUAUUUGUGCUGCGCUGCUAUGCAACCAUAUCAUCAUGAAAUUUUAAUUGUUUAUGAAGUCUAUAAAGUGCUAUUUUUUUAAUGGAGA